Messenger RNA from Amyelois transitella, 5446 nucleotides. It is a transcript of the gene Etl1, whose product is annotated as SWI/SNF-related matrix-associated actin-dependent regulator of chromatin subfamily A containing DEAD/H box 1 homolog. Gene Ontology annotation, cellular component: nucleus. NCBI's taxonomy places the organism in Eukaryota, Metazoa, Arthropoda, Insecta, Lepidoptera, Pyralidae. Bases 143 to 2842 code for a protein of 899 amino acids. Gene Ontology annotation, molecular function: ATP-dependent chromatin remodeler activity; ATP binding; chromatin binding. The transcript has 16 exons. The record is from RefSeq and is a predicted model, not a curated record.
AAAAUGGCUGUGCUGUUGAUUUCGUAGGUUGCUCCUUUAAAUGGUUAAUUUUCUCGUGAAACUUUUGAAAUAUUGGUCUUAAAAACUUUUAUAACAGAUUAUUGUUUCUACCGUUAAUUGACUUAUCAUAUUUUGUGUCAAGAUGUCGGACGGUAAUAGUCCCAGUGUUAUAAGUUACUUGAGACAGUACAGAUUUCAAAGGAAACCAACCGCCGAUGGUUCUAGCGGUGUGGUUGUCACGAACAACCCUUCGGGUUCCCAAACCAUAAGGAUGCCAGCUCCAUCACCAGUGAACCGAUCUGGCCCGCAAGUAAUUAACCGCAAUGGCCCUAUUGUGUACAAACGGAUCCGGCUACAGGACUCUGAUUCUGAUGAUGCGCCCACACCACCGAAGAAGCCAGCUAUUCAGAUUCAGAGGCCAGUGACUCAGGCCCAGGGUACUGCUCAGCAGCAACCUGAGAUAACUACUGCAGUACGAGAGAGGAGGUUCAAGAACAUGCUGGAAAUGUUCCCGGAUUUGCCACCUUUGUUCGUGAAAACUGUACUACACAAGCACGGUUGGAGCGAAGAACGCGCCAGGGAUGAGCUCCUCAAACAUGAUCCGGAGAGCAAUGACAAAACCACUUAUAAAGCCUACUCCGGUCCCCGUCCUGGCUUCUCGGGGCAAAGCAAUGGCAUGCCCAUCAGGGUGAUCAGCGGCCCUUCAGCUGGUAGACCUAUUGUGGUGAAGAGGUCAUUGAAUGCUAGUGGAGGCAGGGCGAGGAGAGGUAGUAGUGGAAGUGAAGACGAUGAUUAUGGAGUCAAGAAAGGGAAGGAUGAUAGGGUUUAUGACAGUGACGAUUCGGACAACGAAAUAACUGACGACCUAAUAGGUGACAAGCGGAAAGUGUUCGAGUUUCUUAACACUAGCAACAUGAACGAACUGUCUCUGCUCAGCGGAUGUUCGCAGAAGAAGGCCGAGGCCAUCAUGUCUUUGAGGCCGUUCAAGGGUUGGCUUGAUAUGGUAGAAAAAUUCAACAGCAACAAAUCACUAAGCACGGAGCUAUUGAACUCUACCCAAGAGUUGUUGUCGACGAGGAACAACAUCCAGCGUCUGAUGAAGAAGUGCGUGGGCUUGGCUCAGCAGCUGGAGGCUGCUGUGGCGGCCGGCGCGGGGAGAUUGAAACAGCCGGCCAUAUUGGAUUCGAGUUUAACUCUAGCCCCGUACCAGCUGGUCGGGCUCAAUUGGCUCGCGGUGCUCCACAAGCAAGGGGUCUCGGGCAUUCUGGCAGACGAGAUGGGGCUCGGGAAGACUGUGCAAGUGAUCGCUUUCCUUGCCCAUCUGAAGGAGACCCAGCAGGCUAGAGGCACACAUCUUAUUGUGGUACCGGCUUCUACAUUAGACAAUUGGAGCGGCGAAUUGUCUCGUUGGUGCCCCUCACUGCGCGUGAGCAAGUACUACGGCCACCCCGAAGAGCGCAGACAGUUAAGGAUCGAGUACUCUAAGAAUCUUAGCAACUAUGACGUAGUUCUGACCACAUACACGAUGGUUAGCAGUUGUCCAGAGGAGCGCAAGAUGUUCCGUAUAACGCCGAUGCACUACGUCAUUUAUGACGAAGCUCAUAUGCUCAAGAACAUGUCCACGCAGAGAUACGACAAUUUGCUUAAAAUUAAGUCCAAACAUCGCCUCCUACUUACCGGCACGCCUCUGCAGAACAAUCUUCUAGAACUUAUGUCCCUUCUCUGCUUCGUGAUGCCACACAUGUUCUCCGGAAAGACGGACGAUCUGAAGAGCUUGUUCCAGAAGAAUGCUAAAUCAAAGACAACGAACCAAAAAAAAGCCGACGACAAAGCGGAAGACGAGGAGCCGGCGUUCGAGAAGACUCAGAUCACUCAGGCCAAGAGAAUUAUGAAGCCGUUCGUCCUGAGAAGACUGAAGAGGGAUGUCUUACAAGACCUGCCCAAGAAGACCAACCAAACGGUCCCGUGUCCGAUGUCCGAUAGACAACAGCAGUUGUAUAAGGCGCUGAUUGCUGGCUUCCAGGCCAAGGAUGGAUUGGUCCACGCAACGACAGAGCAGAGUGGCAUGUCCAUGAUGAUGGAUAUGCGCAAGCUGGCCAACCACCCGGCUUUGCUCCGGUACUACUACCAAGAGGAACAGGUCAGAAAAAUGGCGACACGUUUAGCCAGAGAUCAGACUUACAAAGAGAAGAAUGAACAAUACGUUUAUGAAGACCUCAUGUGCCUCUCAGACUUCCAAAUACACCAGCUCACGCUUAACCAUAAUUGCAUCAGCACCUUCGGUCUACCAGAAAACUUCAUCUUAGACUCGGGCAAAUUCAAGAAGCUUGACGAGAUGCUGCCAAGAUUGAAAGCGGACGGGCACCGAGUGCUCGUGUUCAGCCAGUUCACCAUGAUGCUGGACAUCUUGGAGCCCUACCUCGCGCUCAGGAAAUACCGUUACUUGAGACUAGAUGGCAGCACCGCUGUCAAUGACCGACAAGAGCUAAUAGACCAGUAUAACACGGAAGACAUCUUCGUGUUCCUGCUGUCGACGCGCGCGGGCGGGCUCGGCAUCAACCUGACUGCCGCGGACACCGUCAUCAUCCACGACAUAGACUUCAACCCUUACAACGACAAGCAGGCGGAAGAUAGGUGUCACCGAAUGGGUCAAACACGACCGGUCACAAUUUACAGACUUCUCAGUUCAGGGACCAUUGAGGAGGGCAUUUAUCAAGUCGCCCAGGAGAAACUCAACUUGGAGAAACACGUCACUGGAGAGGAUGAGAACGAAUCCACCGAACAGAAGAACGUGGUGCGUCUGCUGUCAGCCGCCCUGGGCCUCACUUCGCCCAACAAAUGAUUGUCGGCCGCCGACGACCCAAUCGUCAUCGACUAGUGACGGCUCCGCCUCACACACGUGACUAGUGCUGUGUAUAAUGUGUUAAACAUGUGUGAAACAUCUGAAGUGUAGUGCAAUGUGCGGCUGAUUUCGGUCGAGUUCACUCGAGGACUCCAUAAAAUGGAUAUACAAAUGAGUGAAGGCUGUGAACCAAAGCCAUGUUAUGUUCUAGUGCUGUGCAUUUGAGCGUCUAUAAUUGGAGACUUGUUUGAUUUUAAUGUGGCUUGCCUUCACUUAGCAUCUAAACUUGAAGCUUCAUCAAUCAAGCAUCAGGUAAAAUAAUUAUCACUCAAGGGUUCAUAGAGACCUGAAAACGGAACUUCGAAUCACCAAAAUUUGAAUUUAAGAACUCAAGUCUUGUACAUCAUUGGUACUGCGAAUAGUAUAAGAAAUUAAACACUGAAGACAAGACAUGAUGAAAAGCCAUGAGAUUAUUUUUCAGACUUGAUUUGUUGUGUAGUAAUAUACUUACUGGCAGCGUCGCCAUGUGGAGACCAAGGUGAUGUGAUAUAAAUGAGAUAUUCGUAGACUUAUCACCAUGUAAUCUACAAUUCCUAUAGUCCUCAAAAUAUAACUUUGAACUCUGUGACAGCAGGAUCUUACUAUAAGUGUGAGAAAACAGUCCAUAAAAUGGUUGCAUUUUUAAGAAGAGUAAUGAUAACUUGACAUCUCAUACAUGACAUGACAGUCAUACUACUAAAUAUUCUAAAACUUGGAAAUAUCGCACUUCUUUAAAUUAUUAACGUACUUGACAAAAUGAAGUUUUCCGAGUAGUACUAUUAAAUAAGAGUAGUAAUUUACGAAAACCGGUUCAGAAUUUAUUUUUUUAUCUCACUGAUAUUGUUUUUUCUUGCAAGUGUUACUUAAAAUAUUUUCCCUGCACAGAGGCUAAUGUAAUGUACGUAUAUUCUAGAUUACAAAUGUAAAAAAUAUAUAACAGAAGGACUGAGUAAAUUAUGAAAAUGUAGAUAGAAAUAAAGUUGAUCGCGAAAUAUAUGCUUUUCUUCCCGUCACUUUAGUAUUGCCACUUUUAGAAGUCGCCUCGGCAAUAUUCAACGGCGCAAAAUAGCACAACCUACCUCCGAAUUAAACCGACUUUAAACAAUAAAAUAAAGACCUUAUAACAAGCACAAUGUGACUUAAAAUCCAAGAAAUAAAAUGUUUCCUGCUAUCUCGAUCAAAAUAGUAGUUCAAUGCGUAACGUUCAACUCGCGGAUUCAAACGGUACGCUCUGAUUGGCUCAACCGCUCAAAUAUUUUCGCGCCGUACAAAAAUUUUACUACUGCGCAGGUAUAUCGGUGUAACUUUUAAAAGUGGUAAUACUGGACUUGUAUUGGCCACUUGCUUGCGCCCUAUUUCAUUGAUGAUGUUUUUGUAACUGAUUUUAAACUUUCGCGUGUUUGUAUUGCACGUAAGUCACUUCCCCCGAGCCCAGGGCCCUAAUAACAUAUAUGAAUUAACUUACUAUGAGUGACUAUGAAUAAUGAUUUCUGCGUUUGACUGUACAUACAUUCAUAAACCCGGAGUGCGAGUUUGUGGCGAAUGACAAGAUGUUUUCCCUGACUUCCCCUCCGGGAAAAGGGUCUGAUGUAUGUUUUAACAUGAUUAAUAGCAAAUUCGGAAGAUGUAAAUAUGUUUAGUUUAACCUAAAGUAAUGGGUUACUUUAAUUUCAAAUUCUUGUGAAUAAUGUUGUUUGAUGUAGAUCGCUAAAUAAAUAAGAUUUGUAAAUGUAUACGUGAAAAUCAAAAUGUACUUGAAUAUAACUAAUAUAAUAGUGAAUAACAUACUAUUUUGUAUUAAAUUAUUGUAUACUGCAAGAAGAAUGUAAUGUAAUUAUUUAAAAGCUUUGAAGCUUUCAUUCAUGAAUCAUCAAAUACAUUUUGGAAUUUUCGUUUAAGUAGUGAUUAAUUUUUAGUAUUUUUUAAGUAAAUUUAAAAAAAAAUACUUGCAGAAUUAUUUGAAACUUAAGAUUCAACCGUCUUAGAUAGUAGAGAAUAAUCAUUUAUAUAAGGUGCAUUCAAAUUAAGUGCAAUAUCCCGAUCUUACAUUGAACCAAGGUGCUAUAUUUUACAGCCAUUUGCUCUACAUACCUCAUCUAAAUUAGCUCCCAUAGCGUGCGGCUAAAGUGACAAAUAAAAAUAAAUAAUAUUUUAUUCACAAGAUGGAAUAUUAAGAAAAUAUAAAAAAAUAAUAAUGAGAAAUACGGAUUUAAGUUUGUAACUGUUUUUCUCAAAUGAAGUAUGUACUACAUGCAAUGUAAAUUAUAAUAUCCAUAGUACUUUAUACCCAUGAGAAUUAUAUUAACAUAAUUUAUAUGCACCUAAUGUACUUGCCUUUCUCAUGCUCCACUGUCUCAUGUCGAAAACCGCAUGUAAAUCUGUCACCCAUUUAUUAGAACAGAGUAAAAUGCGGCGGACUUUGAGUCGUAAAAAAGUUGCUCUGUCGAUAAAGUUGCACCGCCAAAGUUACAAAAUUAGAUUAAUUAAACUUAUGUUCCGUUUGUUAGUUAAUUUAUUUUAUAUGUAUACUAGUUAAUUUUAUAGAAUAGACACAUUCCGAACACA